AUGGGAUUUCCAGUGGGGUACUCAGAGUUGGUGCUACCCAAGGUGCUUGUGCAGCUGCUAUCCGUAUUGGGCUUCAUCAGGAAACUCGUCACCCUCCUCUUGUGCUACGUGGGCUUCAACGAUUUCUUCGAACCCGACAUUGCGUGGCCGGAGAGGGUGCCCGAAUUGCAGUCGGUCUCGGCGGUGCUGAUCCGGGAAAUCCUGCCGGUGGUGAAGUUCUCGGAGAUGGUGGGGGCGGAGGCGGCGGAGAGUUGCGCGGUGUGUCUGUACGAGUUCGAGGGAGAGGACAAGAUCAGACGGCUAACAAACUGCCGGCACAUAUUCCACAGAGGGUGUCUGGACCGUUGGAUGGGGUACGAUCAAAGAACGUGCCCCCUCUGUCGGACACCCUUCAUACCCCACCAUAUGCAAGCUGCCUUCAAUGAUAGACUAUGGGCUGCUUCAGGGCUCCCUCAAUUCCAUUACUACGAUGAAUGA
This is a messenger RNA of Sphenostylis stenocarpa, 477 nucleotides long. Lineage: Eukaryota; Viridiplantae; Streptophyta; Magnoliopsida; Fabales; Fabaceae. The record is from the annotation of a GenBank genome assembly.